Molecule: messenger RNA, 1928 nt
Organism: Leucoraja erinaceus (little skate)
Lineage: Eukaryota; Metazoa; Chordata; Chondrichthyes; Rajiformes; Rajidae
Product: gastrula zinc finger protein XlCGF7.1-like
Exons: 2
Coding region: 345-1346 (333 amino acids)
Biological process (GO): regulation of transcription by RNA polymerase II
Cellular component (GO): nucleus
Molecular function (GO): DNA-binding transcription activator activity, RNA polymerase II-specific; RNA polymerase II cis-regulatory region sequence-specific DNA binding
Source: RefSeq, a predicted model, not a curated record
AAGACUCCGGAGGAUCGGCGGCGGGUAGGAGCGGGGAUCCGGGCGCGGGAUCAGGCAACACCGAGGCCCGGCCUGAGGAGCGGCCCCCGGCUGCGGGGACACGGUGCCCCGUCACCUGGGGACGGUGCCGGCCAUGGAUAACACACCGGAGAUUUACUUCCCGAUCCGCAGAGCGCGUUUGGAAGCGUAAUCAUGGAUUCCCUGCCCCCUAGAUAGUCUGGAUAGAAUAAGCAGAGGAUUUUGGUGCUUGGGAAUCUCAAACUCCUUCAGUUAACCAGAAUCUCAACGCGUGGGAGGGAUUCACCGUGUCAGCUGAGUCGACGAGGCACCAUAAAUCCCGCAGCAUGGAGACAUUAUUCACUAGCUCUGAGAGUGAGCUGGGAUUCAUUCAAUCUUCCCACCAGCAAGUUCAAGCUGUGGAGAAACCAUUUCCCUGUCCCUAUUGUGGGAAGGUGUUCACUCAAGCAAACAACCUGAAGAGACACCAACGGCAAGUUCACACUGAGGAGAAAGCAAUUCCCUGUCCAGAUUGUUGGAAGGUAUUCUCUCAAGCCUGCAACCUGAAGAGACACCAACGGCAAGCUCACGAUGAAGAGAAACUACUUCCCUGUCCCGAUUGUGGGAAGGGAUUCUCUCAGGCUGGCAACCUGAAGAGACACCAGAGAAUUCAUUCGGGUGAGAAGCCAUUCUCCUGUUCUGUUUGUGGGAAGGGAUUUGCGGUUUCAUCUGGGCUACAGACACACCAGCGGAUUCACACAGGUGAGAAGCCCUUCACCUGUUCUGUUUGUGGGAAGGGAUUUACUGCUUCAUCUGGACUACAGACACACUAUCAAAUUCAUACAGGGGAGAGGCCGUUCACGUGUUCUGAGUGUGGGCAGCGAUUUAUGCAGUCAUCUCACCUAAAGACACACCAGCGGAUUCACACUGGAGAGAGGCCGUUCAUUUGUUCUGAGUGUGGAAAGGGAUUUAUUGACGUAUCUGGGAUACAGAGACACCAGCAGAUGCACAGCGGGGAGAGGCCGUUCAUCUGCUCUGAGUGUGGGAAAGGAUUUAUAAAUACAUCUCACCUACACUCACACCAGCGGAUUCACACUGGGGAGAAGCCGUACAUUUGUUCUGUGUGUGGGAAGGGAUUCAUUUAUUCAUCUGAAUUGUUGAGACACCAGCGAAUUCACACAGGAGAGAGGCCAUUCGCCUGCUCCGAGUGUGGGAAGAGAUUCAUUCAGUCUUCCCAGCUGAGGAUCCACCAGCGAGUUCACGCUGCGGGGAAACCAUUUGCCUCUCCCAACUGUGGGCAGGUCAACACUGAUGAUCUGGUGACCAACCAGCAAAUUCACACUGAGUAGAGGCCGUUCACCUGUUCUGUGUGUGGGAAGGGUUUCACACAACUUGCUCAGCUGAAGACCCAACAGCGAGUUCAUUGCUGUGAAGCAUUUACCUCUCCCAGCUGAGGGUCGGGUUUCACUGGUAAAUCUAACCUGGUGACCCACCAUAGAAUUCACAUUAGGGAGAGGGCGUUCACCUGUUUCACGUGUGGGAGGGGUUUCACUUGAUUGUCUGGCGUAAUGGCACAUCAGCUUGUUCACACUCGGAGAAGGUUUAAAUAAGAUUUUGGUUCAGUGUUUAACAUCUCUCGUAAGUCCACAAGCGACUGCACUUUUAUGACUCUAGUUAAUCCUGAUGUUCAUCACAACCAGGGCUACUUUGGGGUACCUUUAUUAAUAAUAAUAAUAAUAAUAAUAAUAUAUUUUAUUGUCAUUCCACAGAGGUACAACGAGAUUUGGUACGCAGCAUCCAUCCAAUGUAAUAACUUAAUUCGCUAAAAAUGUAGACACCUAGAGAAACAAGCAGUAUAAAGUACAAAUAGGUCUGUACCGGGUCGAUGAGCGACGUGACCAUCCGAGGGAGGCGGUUCCUGGCGGGGGGGG